AAUGAGAAUUCUUCCGUGGAAAGCAUGUCCCAUUUAUCCAAUGCAGAAGCUGCGAAUUGUGUCGAAAACAGUGCAGUUGGUUCUCUAGUAAUUGAUUGUGGUAUACAGUCGAAAGUAGAAAUGGAAGACAAGGCGACCGAAACUUGCAAUUUUUUCUCAGACAUUGUGCACGAAUUAAAACGUAAACUGAAGUGUGUCCGUGAAAAACUUCGAAGAAGAGAGAAGAAAGUGUUUUCCAUGGAUGACAUCAUAAGUUCAUUGAAGAAGAAGGGGCAUCUUCGUGAGAAGUUACAAAACUUCCUCAAUCAUCAGAAAGGAACACAAGUGCAAUUAGUGUGCAAUUUAGUGGACAACUCUCUCUCGUCAAAGGGUAAUUGAUACACAACAAAUGUGAAAAUGUUUGCGAUGACUGUGUACUUUUAUUCACCAGCAGCAUAUGAAUACCUGCAAAAAUUA
Schistocerca cancellata (South American locust) is the source of this 456-nucleotide messenger RNA. RefSeq lists its product as uncharacterized. The coding region runs from base 25 to 378 and encodes 117 amino acids. The transcript has 2 exons. The record is from RefSeq and is a predicted model, not a curated record. NCBI's taxonomy places the organism in Eukaryota, Metazoa, Arthropoda, Insecta, Orthoptera, Acrididae.